UAUAAUGGAUCAUCCAUCCUAUUUAAACCUUGGACAUCGCUACCUUUCCCCAAUUUGCUAUCCCUUCGAGAAAUCGGCCGACGAUUUGCAAAAUCAUUAAUGGAUCAUCCAUCCUAUUUAAACCUUGGACAUCGCUUUCUGAUGUUGGACCCCUCUGUUCCGUCGUUGUGAACCUCAUAGCCUCACGCCACCGCGCCGAUUGUGUUCCAGUUUUAGAGCUUGACGUCGCUGCUGUACUUGAUUUUAAUUAACUUGUCGGGCAGCUUAAACUCAUCAAGUUCAAAGGCCUCUGGCAAGUGAUUGAGCAAUAAGGACGAGUAGAUUCUUCAGGUGGCAACUCAAUAGCAGUUGGUCGAGAAGCUUGUUUUACUUUAAGCAAAGCCUCGCUACAAACGGAUUUCACAAUGAAUUUGGAUAAGAGCUGGACUAAAAUCACUAAUAAAGUAGAUCCAAAUUUCAUAAGAGGAGCCAUAGCGUUUGCAAAAUGGGCUGAAAGAUAUGCUGAUACUGAAGGUCGGAUACAUUGUCCAUGUAGAAAUUGUGUGAAUGCAAGAAGACAUGUUCCCGAUGUUGUUGCUGAUCAUAUCAUACAGUAUAGUUUUGAACCAACAUACAAUGUAUGGAUAUAUCAUGGUGAACAUCUGCCAGGUUAUGAAACAGACACAGACGAAACAAACAGUGAGUUUGAAGAAAGUGAUAACGAAUCAAAUGACGGUGUUGGUGAGUUACUUGAUGAUGCUUUUCCUACGGGUGGCAAUACUGAAGCCGGAAACUUUAGGGACGGUACUGAUCAGCGUAGUAACCCAAAUGUGGAGAAGUUAUUUGUCGAUAUGAUGAAGCCUUUAUACCCAGGGUGUGAUGAGUUUUCUGUACUAGGCUUUUUAUUGGAGUUGAUGAAUGUCAAGGUAACAUGUAAAAUGACAAAUGUGUCAAUGGAUAUGAUUCUAAAUUUAUUCAGUCGGGCUUUCAAAGACGCAAACUUGCCCAAGAACCAUUAUGAAGCGAAAAAGUAUUUACGCACUCUUGGACUUGGAUACGAAUCUAUCCAUGCGUGUAAACAUGAUUGUGCAUUAUUUUGGAAAGAAAAUGCAAAUUUACAAACUUGUCCGGUGUGUAGCACUAGUCGUUAUGAAGAAAAUAGUAAAGGGAGGAAGAAGCCGGUAAAAAUCUUGCGUUACUUUCCUAUCACAAGUAGACUUAAGCGUUUAUAUGCCUCGAGACACACUGCUAAGGAAAUGUUAUGGCACGAUCAUUACAGAACCAAAGAGGAGGGGGUUCUUAGGCAUCCGGCUGACGGAAAGGCAUGGAAACAUUUUGAUACAACGUUUCCUGAUUUUGCAAAUGAUCCUAGAAAUGUUCGCCUAGGGCUUGCAAGUGACGGUUUCAAUCCUUUCGGUGCAAAGAGUCUUUCCUAUAGUAUGUGGCCUGUUGUGCUCAUACCAUACAAUAUGCCUCCUUGGAAGUCUAUGGUCGAUGCUUCAUUUAUGUUAGCAUUGUUGAUUCCUGGAAAAGAUUCACCAGGAAAGGAUAUUGAUGUAUUUUUACGUCCGCUUAUAGAUGAGUUGAAACUUCUGUGGGAUACGGGUGUUGAAACAUAUGAUUGCGAAUCAAAACAGACAUUCAACAUGCGUGCUGCACUUCUGUGGACAAUUAAUGAUUUUCCUGCGUAUGGUUACCUGUCCGGAUGGAGCACGAGUGGAUACAAGGCAUGCCCAAUAUGCAAUGAAGAUGCAAGUAGUAUAUAUAUACGAGAUAAAAUAGCAUAUGUAGGUCAUAGGCGAUUUCUCCCACUCGAUCACUCUUGGAGGAAAGCACGAGAUUUCAAUGGAAAGAAAGAGACUAGGCUUGCACCUAAACCUGUCAAUGGAGAUGAUUGCUUACGUCAGUUAGAACAUCUCACUAUACAUCAUCAUGGAAAACAUAAGGCUCAUGGAGGUAAAAAGAGAAAACGGAACCCAGACGAUUUAAACUGGUCAAAGAGAAGCAUCUUCUUCGAACUCCCAUAUUGGCCUAAGUUGUUGAUUCGUCACAACAUUGACGUGAUGCAUGUUGAAAAAAAUGUGUGUGAGAACGUGUUAGGAACCCUGUUAAACAUAGAAGGAAAGACGAAAGACACUGACAAAGCUCGGCUAGAUUUGGAAGAUAUGAACAUACGUAAAGAGCUUCACUUGGUGAGGAAGAAUGAUCACUGGGUGAAACCACAUGCUUCGUACGUUUUAACUCGCGAUGAGAGAAAACAAUUUUGCAAUUUACUUAGCUCGGUGCGUUUUCCAGAUGGGUAUGCUGGAAAUUUAGCUAAAAAUGUAAAUGUUGAGGACGGUAAGGUAUAUGGGCUUAAAUCACAUGAUUGUCACGUCUUGAUACAACGCAUCAUUCCUAUUGCAAUUCGUCCCUUUAUGACAAAACAAAUUCGCGAUGCGAUAGUGGAGUUGUCUCUAUUUUUCAAGAAACUUACUGAAGUCACAUUACACGUCACAGAAUUGGAAGCGUUACAAAAAAACAUAGUCAAGAUUAUGUGCAAGCUUGAACAAAUAUUUCCCCCGUCAUUUUUUACAGUUAUGAUGCAUUUGUGUGUGCAUCUUCCUCAAGAGGCAAUUUUGGGAGGACCUGUGCAAUCAAGGUGGAUGUAUCCGAUCGAAAGAUACCUUGGCCAUUUAAAGAAAUAUGUUGGAAACAAUGCAAAACCCGAAGGCUCGAUAGCAGAAGGUUAUGUUGUUGAGGAAGCUAUAACAUUUUGUUCACACUAUUUACGAGGUGUUGAAUCAAAGUUAGAUAAACGUGAUAGAAAUGUUGACAAAACCUCUAGUGAUGCUCGAAGCUUUGCGUUAGAUAUUUUUAGAUUGAAUGGUCGAGGUGUUGGGAAGAAAGAAGUUCAUAUGCUUCCUACUAAUCUUAUGAAGAAAGCAAUAUGGUUUAUCUUCAACAAUUGUCAAGAGGUUCAACCGUACUUAGAGGAACACUUACAAAUUUUACAAAAUCAACAUCCGGAAUCAUCAGAUUUUUCUGAGAUGCAACAGUCUACAUUCCCGGAUUGGUUUGCAAAACGAGUUCGAGAGAUGUAUGCGCUCAAUCCAUCUCAAAUUAAUGAGGAGUUAUAUGCACUGUCUUGCCUUCCUGAUAAUCGAGUUUCGUCACAAAGGGGAUACAUAGUGAACGGAGUAAAAUUUUUAGUUAAGUCAAGCGAUGACUGCAGACAAACACAAAAUUGUGGAGUUACGGUACCGGGCGUUCAUAAUGAUAUCGAGGACGAUUACUAUGGUUUGAUACUGAUCGACGAAGAAAGCACGUGAUAUUUGAACCUCAUUUCAUAAGCAUAGACACGUCCCGGCAUGCUUAUAAGGAUGAUCCUUUCAUUUUAGCAAACCAGGCAAAACAAGUGUUUUAUAUAAAUGAUAUACUUAAACCAAAUUCACAAUGGAAAAUCAUUGAAAGAAUUACCCAUAGGCACUUGUGGGAUAUUCCAGAAAAUCAGAAUGCAGAAGAUAUAUUAGAAGAUGUCAACCUUCAUCGUGAAGAUGUUGAAGAUGAAAUUGUUGAAACUAUUGAUGUUCAACAUCAUUCUGAUGGCACUAUAGAUGGUUUUAUUACUGAUGAGAUAGAUGAUUCUGAUCAUAGCAUGGAGGAUUUUGAUUCAGAGACAAAUUUGGAUGAGUCAGAUGCUGAUAAGCCCAAUAAUGAAAUUGAAAAUGAUGAGUCAGACAAUGAUGAUUGAUAAUGUUCAUUCUAUAAAUUUUGUAAAAGUAUAAUUAUCAAGGAAGGAAUCACACCUAGUAUUUAAUAAAGUUUGGCAAAGUUGAACAACACUCGAUUUUGGUUUGGAUUGAGCUCAAUGAUGUGUUUUAGAGGCUUGUGCUACUUGGACGUGUGAAGGUUGUUAAUGUGCUGCAAUCGGUUGAUUUAGAUGUUAAUAAUUUUAUUAUGUAUUUUCUUGAACUUUGCACUUAUUUUAUAUUCAUUUAGACUAGUUUUGGAAAUAUCAUGUAUUAUGUUAAAUGUAUAAUGCGUAUGCUUUUUUUUUCAAA
Messenger RNA from Helianthus annuus (common sunflower), 4022 nucleotides. RefSeq lists its product as uncharacterized. The record is from RefSeq and is a predicted model, not a curated record. NCBI's taxonomy places the organism in Eukaryota, Viridiplantae, Streptophyta, Magnoliopsida, Asterales, Asteraceae. The transcript is spliced from 6 exons. The coding region runs from base 405 to 3290 and encodes 961 amino acids.